Darwinula stevensoni is the source of this 476-nucleotide messenger RNA. The record is from the annotation of a GenBank genome assembly. NCBI's taxonomy places the organism in Eukaryota, Metazoa, Arthropoda, Ostracoda, Podocopida, Darwinulidae.
AUUCCCCCAAGUUACCCUAAGGGGGAAAAAAAAGUAAUGUGGAGAAACUCGUGUAGGAGAAGCGGAGACUCCCGGUACCCUGGAGAAGCGUGUUCACGUCCAUGCCGUUCUACGCCAUCCUCGUGGCCCACGUGUGCAACAACUGGGGGUAUAACAUGCUCCUCGUGGAACUGCCCACUUUCAUGAAGCAGGUCCUCGGCUUCGACCUCAAAUCGAAUUCUCUUCUCUCGGCUCUUCCGUACCUCAUCGUGUGGUUGGGCACCAUCGCCUUCGGGUGCCUGGUUGCAUCCCUGAGAGACCGACGGAUCGUGUCCGCGACUGUCUUACAGAAAAUUGCCACUGGUCUCGCCUCCCUGGGGCCAGCGAUCUGUCUGGCACUGGUGACGUACACCGGGUGCAACCGCGCGGCGGCGGUGGCCCUCCUCGCCGUCGGCGUCGGGUGCAACGCCGGGUCGCCCAGCGGCUUCGUCUCCAAU